CAAUGACUCAUCAUGUGUCAUCAAUUAAGUAUCGGUUCCUUUGAUGUGAUGGUUGAUCUUGCAUCAAUUGGCCAACCUAGUAGUCUCGAGAACAUUAAUACGUAUUGAGCGAAGCAAAACAAAUGAGGAGAGAAACCAAGAUUCGUCUCUUUUUAUGUUUGUUUUUUCCUUUCUUUGUUUUUAAAUACUUUCAUCCUCUUUGUUUUCUUCUUCCUUCUUUUCUUCUCUCUUCUGCUGAAAAAAACUGCCAGGUUGGCCUUAUUUUCUUUUUUUGUUGAUUGUUUCCUUGUUCGUCCAUUGCUGGUAAUUAAGAGGAUUUUCUUCCCUGUAUAGUCUCUGUUUUUGCUUCCUUUCCCUUGCAACCUGGUUUUCUUAUUCCUUGUUUCUAUAUCCCAAUCCUUUACCUUUUCUCAUCCCUGGCAGAUCAAUCUUACUAGCUCAUUCUUGCUUCGUUGUUUCUUUGCUUCAUCUUAUUCGCUUUCCAUAUUUCUACCAAUCGUUCUCUUUCUGCUCCCUUUCCUCCUUUGUUUGCUUUUUUCUUACUUUAAUCAAUCUUCCUCUCUCCUUUUUUUCUCUCAUCUUUUGUUUCUUUUAUUUUCCUCCUCUCUGUUUUUUGUGAGCCAACUCAGUUAGUCUCGAAGUACAGAUAUCAUUCCAGAAACAUUUUUUGUUUCCUCGUCACGCUCUUCAUUAUAACUAGGUCUUUUUUGGACUUUCAAUCCCCUUCUUGAAUAACCUAUUCUGUGCCUUUUUCGUAUACGAUUGGUUCCUUCUUUGGCCUUGUGUAGUGAAGACUAGACUGCUGGUUUGACCCCUAGUCUCAAACUUCACCUAAGCUUUAUUCCUCAUUUAAAUUGGUUGAUAAUUAAUCUUUUUGUGCACGUUUUAUUUUUUACCUUUGCUAUCAUUCUCUUCGUUUGCUCUGUUGCUUAUAUCCUCUCGCAUAUCUAAUUCGGCUGUACUAUUACUUUCUUAUUAAUUGUCCUAUCUUUUAUUGUUUUAUUCUUUAUUUUUUUUGUUUGCUCACUUCUGCUUUUGUCCUUCUUGCCCAAUUCCCUUUCUUCUCUCCCAACUUUAGCUUCUUUGUCCCUUCGGGUCGUUUGUCGGCUUUACUUUACUUUUCUUGAUUUUUUUUUUCGUUUACUUGUGAUGGCUUACCUCUCCAGCAGAAAUUUUUUGGAUGCUUCUCCCUCUCUCCCUGAUCCCUCUUCUCUUUCAGCCCAACGUUCCUCUGUCCAACUUUCUUCUUGCACUCCCUCUCCUUGUUGGGAUGGUUCCUCCCUUCCUCCGCAUCCCUCUUCUCCCAGCUGCAUGACUUAUUUACCCCAACAUCCUUCGUACGACUCAUCGUCUCGCUUUUUUUCGCCGCCUUCUAUUUCUCCUUCUCAAGCUCCGUCUUCGACUCCGUGCCUCUUAAAUCAAUCGAACCCUUCUCUCACUAGGACGACUCUUCCAUCCACUUCCGUUCUUGGCGAAAAGGUUUCUUACCCCUCUAAAUUUCCGUGGCGAUGUAACCAAAUUCAUUUUCCUACAUACAGUAAUUCCAAUUCUGCGUCUCCUUCCCAUCUUUCGCCCACCAAAUCUUCAUCACCUUCUUUGUCUAGUCGAUGGUCUUUCCAGCCCUUACGUGCAAACUCAAAAUCUCAUGACCACUCCUUGGAUCUCUCUUUGGACUCUUCAUUCAAGCUUGAUUCCACGUCUUCUCAUGCACGAUAUCCAGCUUCUUUGCUUUCCCAUCCUCCUGAUACAACUUCAUCGACGCAUUCCUUUAGUCCGCAGAAAUCUUCCUUAUCUGGCACUCCUCUUCUUGAUCCUCUUUCUUCAUCAAGGUCACCUCCAGUUAAUCUGCAAGCGCUUUCCGUCCAUGACCUUCCUCUCAAGCCGAAUCCCUCUCAGCGAAAUCAUUCCAAUCAAAACAUAUCUCGAUACAAUUCUCAAAGAAAAGCUUUGAAUAAUACGCUACUUAACAAUUCGAAAUUCUCCCAACAUUCUGCUCCCAUGAAUCAUUUGCUUCGAAAUAUUAAGCCAGACCAAAGCUCUGGUAUCAAAUGUGCUUCCCCUUCCUUUUCCUUUGAAGAAUCUGACUGCUCCCUAACGCCUACCUCUUUGCCUCGUAGCGUUCCCAAUUCUCCUAUUGAAAGCGACUCUAUCCAGACCCCUAGUCUUUGUUCAUCCUCUGAGUCACUUUGCCUUUAUCCAGAACCAAAGGUGAGCAAUUGUUCCCUUCCUUCUUGUCUAAAAUGCAAGAAUUCUCAGUUUUUUCCUCAACUGCCUACUCCUACUGUUCCAUCAUUCAAUGAAUUAAGUCCAAAUACCAGUAUGACAAGUUCCGACCCCUCAUUUGAUUUGAAGCUUGGACAUCAUGAGACAGGACAGAAAUAUCUUUACCGAAAAAGUAUAGCUAAACCAGCAGUCUCUAGAAGUGCAAGUGAUUUAACUUCUACUGAUGAAAAUCUACAGCCUAACAGGCAACGCGGAAAAUAUACGAAUCCUGAGAAUUACAGAUCUAAUUCAAAAAAGAAGUAUUCUUUGAGCAAACUAAAAGAUACUGAAUUUCCCUCCCUUAACGAAACGUUAGGUCGAAUUCCAUCUAUUUGCAAAGACCAACAUGGCUGCCGCUAUCUGCAAAAGCUUUUGGAUGAGAACCCAAAAGCCAACGCUUCUUUAGUUUAUCACGAAGUUGUGUCUUCUAUUGUAGAACUCAUGAAGGAUCCCUUUGGUAACUAUAUGUGUCAAAAACUUUUUGUUUAUGCCUACCGAGAGCAAAAGCUAGCAAUUCUAAAAGGUAUUGGAAAAGAUGUGGUUGGUAUUUGUUCUGAUCUUCAUGGUACGCGGGCUAUGCAGAACAUUAUUGAUAAGCUCACAUCAAAUGAGCAAAUUUCUUUAUUAAUGCGAAUCUUAACGCCGUCAUUGGUAGAACUAGCUUGUGAUGGGAACGGCAAUCAUGUUUUACAAAAAUGCAUUGAUAAGUUUUUACCUGAAAAAUUGGAACUUUUGUUCUUUUCUAUAAAACGCCAUGUUUUAAAAUUGGCAACGCAUAGACAUGGGUGCUGCGUUCUUCAACGUAGCUUGGAUGCCACAAAAGGUUUAAUGAAAAGUCAACUUAUUGAAGAGAUUAUAUACCACGCUCUGUUCUUAGUCCAAGAUCCUUACGGAAAUUAUGUAAUUCAGCAUAUUUUAGAAAUGAACGUCGAGCAAUAUAGUGAAAGUAUAUCACAACAAUUUCAAGGUCAUAUAUGUGAGUUGUCUUUACAGAAGUUUAGCUCCAAUGCUGUCGAAGACUGUAUUCGUACUGCUUCCCCGUCUACCCGCAGGUGGUUAUUGGAUGAGUUUUUGUCUUAUCCUAAGAUUGAGGAUUUGUUAAAUGAUAGCUAUGCAAACUAUGUGAUGCAAAGCUUUUUGAUGCAUUCGAAUGAUGAAGAGAGGGAAAAAAUUGUUCAAUUAUUAGUACCUCUAUUACCUAAAAUUUCGGCUUCCAACCAUGGGCGCCAUAUUAUUGGAAAAAUAACUGAAUAUGCAAGAUCCUAAGGGAAGACAUUACUCACUUUCUAAUUUUCCUUUGUUAAUUAAUUUGAUUCGAAGAUGAUUGUCUAAAGGGACGUUUUCGCCUUAAUGGAGUUAAUGAUGUAUAAUAUUUACGUCCACUCAUAUAACUAAAAUUUAAAGUUUUUUGUGUGUAUUUUUGGUUUGAUUUUAUGUUUGGACAUCAAUUAUUGGUACCAAAGAUUUAAUUACUUUUGCUGGAAAGAAGGAUAUGAAUUCUUCGAUUAUCCGUUUUGAUUUUUUGUAACACUUUACUAAUCUUUUCUUAAUUCUCUAAAUAUAAUCUUUUAAUUCUGCAUUCUA
This is a messenger RNA of Schizosaccharomyces cryophilus OY26, 3846 nucleotides long. RefSeq names its product RNA-binding protein. Gene Ontology annotation, biological process: post-transcriptional regulation of gene expression. Gene Ontology annotation, cellular component: cytoplasm. The record is from RefSeq and is a predicted model, not a curated record. NCBI's taxonomy places the organism in Eukaryota, Fungi, Ascomycota, Schizosaccharomycetes, Schizosaccharomycetales, Schizosaccharomycetaceae. The coding region runs from base 1150 to 3528 and encodes 792 amino acids. Gene Ontology annotation, molecular function: mRNA binding. The transcript has a single exon.